UGAGAACGCCAACUCUUUUUCCCCUUCCUCUCCUCCCCUCUUUAUAUAUCCUAACCUCGCAUAAAGUCAGACCAAUCUAUCACGAUGAAAGAGGAUCUUGUUAGCGUUGCCCAAACCGACCAGCUGGACAAGCUUCGUCAUCUCUUGGACCUCGAGAUAGCGCAGAACCCCCAGUUCCUAACUAGCCCUACCCAUCCCUUCACCCCAGCCAUAGAUGCCGCGUGCUACGCAGCGGCGCGCAGUAAUAACCCUGCAGCGCUGGAUAUCCUCCUGGAUAGCGGCUGUUCAGUGAUGCCAGAUACAAUCCUAGAAGCUCUACACCGAAGGCACACAGCUAUCAUAGAUUGCCUCCUUGCUCAUAACUGGAAUAUCAACUGGGGUCUCGGGCACAGUGGCGACGCUCUGAUUGUGGCGGCACGGGAGGGCGAUGUCGAGCUAGUCCAAUUCCUGCUGUCUCGCGGUGCCGAUCCUAACUCGCCGAACUUCGCAAACCCAUUUAAUAACGCGAUUGAAACGGCGGCUAUUUCUGGUUCGAUCCCGGUGGCUGAUGCGCUCUUGAAUGCCGGGGCGGUGUUGAAGGGGCGUUCCGCACUGACGAAGGCGGCGGGCUGGGGACAUGUUGCGAUGGUAGCGUUCCUGCUGGAACGGGGCGCGGCGAUUGAUGAGAUCCCCGUCAACCCGUAUAUUGUGGAGGAGCCGUGGGAACGAGAUGAGAAGAAUGCGCUGUGCGAGGCAGCCUGGCGGGGACAGGCUGCGGUGGUGGAAUUCGUGCUGGAAAAAGGGGCGGAUCCUAGUAUCAGAGACACAAAAGGCAGAUCGGCGUUGGAGCUCGCGAAAGCUGGAGGACAUGAGUCCUGCGUGAAGCUGCUGGAUCACUAGCCUCUCUCGGCAUCUAAGCAACGGUACGACCGGCCAUUGAAUUAUCCUUUCCGUCUAUAUAGGUUAGAUAGCUCGGGCCAAUAUGAUACUUAGUUACUUACGACCCUAUGAGGACAUGCAUUGCGUGCAAUUUAGAAGAUUUAGCUCCCCAGUUUGGCGGUGCCUUUCAGAUAGUUAUACAAGGCAGAAGAAUGUCCGGCAGGAGGAAGAGAAUACUAG
This is a messenger RNA of Aspergillus melleus, 1098 nucleotides long. RefSeq names its product ankyrin repeat domain-containing protein. The transcript has 3 exons. Gene Ontology annotation, molecular function: protein binding. The record is from RefSeq and is a predicted model, not a curated record. NCBI's taxonomy places the organism in Eukaryota, Fungi, Ascomycota, Eurotiomycetes, Eurotiales, Aspergillaceae. Bases 85 to 879 code for a protein of 264 amino acids.